Molecule: messenger RNA, 1757 nt
Organism: Striga asiatica
Lineage: Eukaryota; Viridiplantae; Streptophyta; Magnoliopsida; Lamiales; Orobanchaceae
Source: the annotation of a GenBank genome assembly
AAAAAAAAAAAAAAAAAAACCUUUUUGUUCAAACUUCGUUUCCUUCUCGUUUUCAUUUCUUUUUACUGAACAAAAAAUGGUUUCGAUUGACAACGGCUCAACCGCCACAGCCGCUGCGAACGGCCAUUCAGCCGCGGCUGUGGACGGCGACGCUCUCCCGCUGGUGUCCCAGAUCAACGGCGCGCUGCCGGAGAACGAUCUUUCUCGGAAGAGGAAGAUGACGGUUCUGCCCUUGGAUGUCGGCACGCGUGUUAAUUGCCGGUGGCGGGAUGGGAAAUACCACCCUGUCAAGGUUAUCGAGCGCCGGAAGCUUUCUUCCGAUGGAUCCAGCGAUUACGAGUACUAUGUUCACUACACGGAAUUUAACCGUAGACUUGAUGAAUGGGUAAAAUUGGAACAGCUUGAUCUCAAUUCUGUGGAAACAGACGUGGAUGAGAAGGUUGAGGACAAGGUAACUAGCUUGAAAAUGACGAGGCAUCAAAAACGUAAGAUUGACGAGACACAUGUGGAGGGCCAUGAAGAGCUUGAUGCUGCUAGCUUGCGAGAACACGAAGAGUUUACGAAAGUGAAAAAUAUUGCCACGGUAGAGCUUGGUAGAUAUGAGAUUGAAACUUGGUAUUUUUCGCCCUUUCCUCCAGAAUACAAUGACUGUACCAAGCUGUUCUUCUGUGAAUUUUGCCUGAACUUCAUGAAGCGCAAAGAACAACUCCAGCGGCACAUGAGGAAAUGUGAUCUCAAGCAUCCUCCUGGUGAUGAGAUAUACCGAAACGGAACUUUGUCAAUGUUUGAGGUGGAUGGGAAAAAGAACAAGGUUUAUGGACAAAAUCUUUGUUAUCUGGCCAAAUUGUUUCUUGAUCACAAGACCCUUUACUAUGAUGUUGAUCUAUUUCUGUUCUAUGUGCUCUGCGAGUGUGAUGAUCGAGGAUGCCACAUGGUCGGCUACUUCUCAAAGGAGAAACACUCAGAGGAGUCCUACAAUUUAGCUUGCAUUCUUACUCUACCUCCUUAUCAGAGAAAAGGCUAUGGGAAAUUCCUUAUUGCUUUCUGGAUAGGGCUUCAAAUUUCAAUUGAAGAAAUAAAAUCUAGGUUUACUUGCCUUUGCGAUGCUAUACAAGCCAACAACUUCACGUUGUUGUAUCUACUUACUUCAUCUGAUUCUCUUCAACUUUUAUCCAUUAAAACAAAUCUUCAGACUGUAUGUACUGAAAAUUGCUUAACCAAGUCCCUGAAUCUUGCAGCUUAUGAGCUUUCCAAGAAAGAAGGUAAAGUUGGGACUCCAGAACGGCCCCUCUCAGACCUGGGGCUUGUGAGCUACAGGGGAUACUGGACACGCGUUCUCCUAGACAUCUUGAAAAAACACAAGGGCAACAUCUCAAUUAAGGAGUUGAGUGACAUGACAGCCAUCAAGGCAGAGGAUAUACUAUCCACGCUUCAGAGCUUAGAAUUGAUUCAAUACCGAAAGGGACAACACGUCAUAUGCGCGGAUCCUAAGGUUCUCGAUCGUCAUCUCAAGGCUGCGGGCCGUGGAGGACUUGAAGUUGACGUUAGUAAAUUAAUAUGGACUCCUUACAAAGAGCAGAGCUAGUUCAUUACUUGGAAUUUUAGACACACACUCUCUCUCUAUGGGUUAUUCGUUCGUGAUGUGAGUUUUUAAUGGUUUGUAUAUAUAAAAUUCAACUGAAAACUUGUACGAUUCUGGAUGUAGCCGUAGAUGCGACCCUUUUGCAACCCCCUUCUUUCUUUCUUUCUUUCUUUCU